UAUAAAAAUGGCGAUAUUCUGCAAAAUGAAAUUAAUCGAAGAAACAAAAUGGAAAUUAUCGAUUCGUUACAAAUAAUUGUAAUUAUCAUUAAUAUUCUAAUAGUAACAGUAUCAUCUAAUGGUAAAAAUGUUAAUCAAAUCAAUGAUCAACGAUUAUAUCGACAACAACAACGAUUAUUACAAUUAUAUCAACAACAAUGUUUCAAUAUCAACAAAGAAAAUCAACAAUCAAUUUCGAUUGAACAAUUUUUCACAACGUUUAAUCAAUGUGCACGUCCACAUUUGAUUCGUGCUAAUUUUAUUCCGCCUGAUAUAUUUCCCAAUGAAUUUGAUCGUAUCAAUCAACAAUGUAUUUAUCAAUAUUCAUUACAACCAAAAUGGAAUAUUUGUAAUCAAUUUGUAAUUGAUUCAUUAUUAAAAUGUUGGUUACAACCAAAAAAUUUUACAAUUUGGUUUCGUUUACAAUUAUUAUUACAAAUGAAUCGUGAUUCAUUUGUAAUGUUGGCCGAACAAAUUAUGAAUGAUUGUACAAAUCGAUUGAAAAUGAUUAAUGACAACAACUACAACGAUAAUACCAAUAAAAACAAUGUUUUGUUCAUUUCAACUUAUUUUAAGAAAACUAAAACUAAAACUAAAAAACUGAAUAGUCGUUUAGUUGUUUUGGCUCCAACUUAUGAAAAGAAAUUCUAUUGUUGA
Molecule: messenger RNA, 696 nt
Organism: Dermatophagoides pteronyssinus (European house dust mite)
Lineage: Eukaryota; Metazoa; Arthropoda; Arachnida; Sarcoptiformes; Pyroglyphidae
Source: RefSeq, a predicted model, not a curated record